This is a messenger RNA of Sesamum indicum (sesame), 6260 nucleotides long. The record is from RefSeq and is a predicted model, not a curated record. Lineage: Eukaryota; Viridiplantae; Streptophyta; Magnoliopsida; Lamiales; Pedaliaceae.
CGUCACAGAAUCGCUACAAAAAUUGCGAAAAUCUAGAGAGGGAGAAAAUCCAAUGAAAUGUUUGACUCGGACGAGUUGGCUCAAAUAGUAACUUUAACUCUUUACGCAGAUAAUCCACGACACAAACAGGUGAGUGUGGCGAAGCCUUUGGUUAGGGCUAUUUUACCAUAUCCAGCGCACAUCACAUCACAUCACUACCUAUACUCGCUUCUUUCGCUCUCCUUUUUCUCUCAAAUCUUCUUCAAUGGCGGCUUUCGAUUAGUGUAUUUGGCGAUAAGGUGUCUCGAGAGCGGCGACUGUUUGCUGCUGAAUUAUGUGUGGGAAGAGAAACUGAGAUGCUGGAUUAGAUAUAGUGUUUGUUUAUUUUGAGGAUUGAAUUACCCGUGGUGGUAGAAUGGAGCCAGUGGUGGUUGGGACUGGGAGGCGCCGGGGGAGAAAACGGAAGAGAAAUGACGCACCAGAUGCUCUGGUGGAUAGUGAUGGUAAAAAGAAGGUAGUCGAGACAAGGUCUUUAAAACUUGUGGGUAGAUAUGUGCGGAAAGAGUUUCAGGGCAGUGGGGUGUUUUUGGGGAAAAUUACGUCUUAUGAUUCAGGUUUGUAUAGGACAAACUAUGAGGAUGGGGAUUUUGAGGAUUUAGAUAGUGGCGAAGUUAAGGUGUUUUUGGUUGAAGAUGGGGAUUUAAUUGGUGAAUGGUCUGAGAGGAAAGAGAAGUUGGACAAAACGUUGCUAGGUAAAGAUGUAAAUGCAAAGGUUUUGAAAGUUGAAAACAUGCUAGAGCCAACCAAUUGCAAUCAGAUCGAUUUAUCAUUGUUGAGUGAGCUGAACGUUGGUGAAGCUGGUACUAAUGAAGUAGAAGUUGAUGAUGAUGGUGAUACUGAUUCUUCGGGUGAUUCAUGUGAGAAUGUGCAAGAGCAGGAUGCUUGUUUAAACAUGGAAGAGCUACUUGUUCCACCACCAGAAUUGCCUCCUUCUUCGGGCCAUAUUGGUGUUCCAGAGGAAUAUGUUUCUCACCUUCUAUCGGUACAUAGUUUCUUGCGUUCGUUUAGUGUUCCGCUGUUUCUGUACCCCUUUGGAUUGGAUGAUUUUGUUGGGGCACUCAAUUCCUCUGUUGCGAACACAUUGUUGGACUCUGUCCAUGUUGCUCUAUUGCGUGUCCUGAAGCGCCAUGUUGAGAGGCUCUCAUCAGAAGGUUCGGGGGUUGCCCUGAAAUGCAUGAGGUGCCUGGAUUGGAGCUUGCUUGACACCUUAACUUGGCCAGUCUAUUUGGUCCACUAUCUGAUGGUGAUGGGUUAUACAAAUGGAUCAGAAUGGAAGGGAUUCUAUGCCCAAUCCUUGGAGAGAGAUUAUUACACUUUAUCAGCUGGAAGGAAAUUAUUAAUUUUGCAGAUUUUAUGCGAUGAUGUUCUGGAUUCUGAAGAGCUAAGAGCAGAGAUGGAUAUGCGUGAAGAGUCAGAAGUAGGAAUAGACAUAGAUACAAGUACAAUGAUCAGCCCUACUGGUGGAUCUAGAAGAGUCCAUCCUAGGUACUCUAGAACUGUUUCAGCCAAGGACAAAGAAUCUCUAGGAAUUAUUGCAGAGCAUCAUGAGAAAAAGGAUCUGUUUGGUAGUCAUUUUGAUCAAGUAGGUGGAUCAGUUGAAAAUUCGGCUGAAGAAGAUGGUAAUGGUGAUGAAUGCCGUAUAUGUGGCAUGGAUGGAUUGCUGCUUUGCUGUGAUGGUUGCCCAUCAUCAUACCACUCUAGAUGCUUAGGACUGAACAAGAUGCAUAUGCCGGAGGGUUCUUGGUAUUGUCCUGACUGUCAAAUAAAUGCUACUGAACCAAAAAUUUUGCAAGGAACAACUUUAAAGGGAGGACUUAAUUUUGGUGUUGAUCCAUACGGACAAGUCUUUGUUGCUACCUGUGACCAUCUACUUGUAUUGAAGGCCUCAAUUAACUCAGAGAUUUGUCUCAGAUACUACAACAGAAAUGACAUUCCUAAAGUUAUCCAUUCCCUUUACUCAAAGGCAGAACACAUAGUCGCAUACUCAGAAAUAUGCAGGGGGAUCAUGCAGUAUUGGGUACUGCCUGAAGACCUCUUACCUUGCAGUGAAAUGCCUGUAGCUGGUUUACAGUUAUCAAAGGAAUUAGGAGGAGAUGAGUGUACCACUCAUUUGGAUAAUUUGUUGAAGAAGUCAUUCACUGAGAUGACUGAGAUUGAUGACACUGGAAGUUGUGACAGUGGUAGUGGUGCCGCCGACAAGGCUGCCUCAAAUCUUACGAACUUUGUUCCUGGGCCUGUCCUCAGUGGGAACUCAUUGAGUACAAUGAUCAAAUCAGAUAACCUGGGUUCAAAUGGACAAAAUUCUUGCUUUAUAUUGGUUGAACCCACUUCAUUUGGUGGUUUAAUAGGACAGCCUGCUGCCAAAGAGUUAAACCAACAAAGUACUUCAAAUGUGACAGAGGCUGUUUCUCACACAACAAGAAACAGCACUGACAAUUUCAGUGGUCCUGUGAAUGGGGCUACUCCCAAAGCCAAAACGUCUCUUUCAUGCCUGGGACUUAAUAGUAGGGCUGAGAGGAAGUCCUGUGGAAAUGCAUAUGAUGAUUCCAUAUACAGAGGGUCUUCCUUCAAAACAACUGGUUAUAUAAACAAUUACAUGCAUGGAGAUUUCGCUGCUUCUGCAGCUGCUAACUUGGCCAUCCUUUCAUCUGAGGAAAAUCAAGUUCCUGAGCCUCGCUCUUCCUAUAAUCGCCGAAAUGCUAUGUCUGACAAUGUUUCGCUUCAGGUGAAGGCAUUUUCUUCAGCAGGUAUGAGAUUUUUCUGGCCAAAUACUGAGAAGAAGCUUGUUGAAGUCCCAAGGGAAAGAUGUACCUGGUGCUUUUCUUGUAAGGCUACUGUGGCAAGCAAGAGGGGAUGCUUGUUAAAUGCAGCCGCAUCAAAUGCCAGUAGAGGGGCUAUGAAGGUACCUGCUGCUGUUCGUUCUGUGAAGAAUGGGGAUGGGAGACUUCCUGGCAUUAUAACAUAUAUUAUGUUUAUGGAGGAAAGCUUAAGGGGUCUACUCACUGGUCCAUUCCUAAAUGACACUUUUAGGAAAAGAUGGCAUAAACAAGUUGAACAGGCUACUACGUGCAAUGCGAUAAAGAUCCUUUUGCUUGAACUUGAGGAGAACAUUCGCACCAUUGCCCUUUCUGGAGAUUGGAUAAGGCUUGUUGAUAGUUGUUCAACUCAAUCUUCUACUUCUCAAAUUGCAGCAAAUGCUGCUGGAUCAACUCAGAAGCGUAGACCAGGGAGGCGUGGCCGGAAACCCUCUGUUGUGGUGGAAGUUGCAAGUGAUGAUUCCCAGGAUGCGUUGACCGACUUCACCUGGUGGAGAGGAGGUAGACUGUCGAAGCUUAUGUUCCAAAGAGGGAUUCUUCCGUGUUCAAUGAUUAGAAAGGCAGCACGUCAAGGUGGUUCAAAGAAGAUGCCGGGAAUACACUAUGUUGAAGGACAUGAGAUUCCUAAAUGUAGCAGGCAGCUUAUCUGGCGGUCAGCAGUUGAAAUGAGUAGGAACAUAGCACAGCUUGCACUUCAGGUCCGACACCUUGACUUGCAUGUGAGGUGGAAUGAUUUAAUUCGUCCAGAACAGACUCCUCCUGAUGGAAAAGGCCCUGAUACAGAAGCUUCUGCUUUUAGAAAUGCUUUUAUUUCUGAUAAGAAAACUGUGGAACAUGAAAUUAGAUACUGCAUUGCUUUUGGUAGCCAGAAGCACUUGCCCUCUCGUGUCCUGAAAACUAUAGCAGAAGUAGAGCAAAUUCUGGAUGAUGGAAAGGAAAGAUACUGGUUUUCUGAGACACGCAUCCCUUUAUAUCUGAUUAAAGAAUAUGAAGAAAAAGUUGAGAAAAACAAGUCUGUGGAUGUGUUGUCCAAACUGCAAAGGAGGCUUUGGAAGCCUUACCGGAAAAAUAUAUUCUCCUAUCUCUCUCGGAAGCAAGAUAACUUGGUCAAGAGUUACUGUAGUUCGUGCCAUCAGGAUGUCUUGCAUAGGUACUUAUACUAUAACUAUGUUUCUAAUUUUUCUGUUCCGGCUCAUCACUCUUUUUUUUGCAGUGCAUGCCAAGUUUCUAAUGUGCCAGGUUUUUGUCACGAGCAAUGUACCACCAGUUCAACAGUUCAUAUGAAUGAGGAGAUUGAGUUUUUGAUCACCUGCAAGCAUUGCUGUGAGACUCGAGCUGUCACCCAAGUUCAAAGUAGCUAUGGAUCCCCAACAAGUCCUUUGCACCUUCAAGGUCGAGACUUUCCAAAUGCAGGGAGCACGAACAAACGUGGCUUAGUAGGUUAUAAAGGACCAUCAGCAUCUGUUGGGACCCUGGAAUAUUCAUCGGAGAUGAAAUUGACCAAUGGUUCUGUAGUAGCAAAGAGAAGUAAAAAUAAAAACUGGGGUCUUAUAUGGAGGAAAAAGAAUUGUGAAGACACUGGCAUUGAUUUCAGAUUGAAAAAUAUUCUUCUCAGAGGCAAUCCAGAUAUGGACUUGACGGAACCUCUUUGCCGUCUUUGUAAUCAGCCAUACAAUUCUGAGUUAAUGUACAUUCGAUGUGAAACUUGCCAAUAUUGGUAUCAUGCAGAUGCCGUAGAACUGGACGAGUCUAAGAUUUUUUACUUGGUGGGAUUCAAAUGCAGCAAAUGCCGUAGGAUCAAAUCUCCUGUGUGUCCUUACUUGGAUCCUGAGAAAAAGAAGGCAUUGGAGGACAAAAUGGAGAGCAAAGUUCCAAAGCUAGAAAUUCCUAACAAUAAUGCUCGUGUAAUAUCUGAACAUCUCAAGGAACAGGGGCUGGCUUAUUCUGCAUUACCCACAAAGACAGAAGUUAUUCAUGCAGGAGCAGACGAUCCUCUUCUCCUAUCCCGUUCUGAAGUUGAGCAACGUACUGACAUGUCAGAAGUGGAUUGUGGAUGGGAUAAUUCUAAUGUAUCUUAUUCUGGUCCUCGGAAGCUGCCAGUCAGAAGACACAUCAAGCAAGAAAAGGAUGUAUAUUCUCCUCGUCCGCCAGAUCCUUUUCAGGUUGAAAUUUCUGCUGCUUCUGAAGCAAAUGUCUUCAACUCUACAAGGAAAUUGCCCGUUAGGAGACAUAUAAAGAGGGAAAACAACUCUGAUUGUAACUCAGCAAUCAAUCUGUACCAGGUUGAUGCAUCCACCCCUUCAGAAGCAAACACCAUGAGCUCUGUGCAGGAUUCCUUAUCCCCUCAGACUCAAUUGGUUGUUUCCAAGGAGGAGUUCGACGACGGUAUUACACUGGACUAUGAUUGUCUUGGUUACGAUGAUAUGGAAUUUGAACCUCAGACAUAUUUCUCUUUCCAUGAGUUGCUUGCAUCUGAUGAUGUUGGCCGUUCAAAUAGCAAUGAAUCACCAGAAAAUGUUUUGGAAAAUUGGGAAGGUUCAGCCGUGCUUCCAGAAAAUGGAACGCUUGAAAUAUCUUAUGAUCAGGAAGAACCCAUCAUUUCUGUUGGAACAACUAUUGAAAUUAUACCUUGUAACAUCUGUUCUCAUACUGACCCAUGCCCAGACCUUUCUUGCCAAAUAUGUGGUGUGUGGAUACACAGCCAUUGUUCACCCUGGCUUGAAUCCUCAUCCUGGGAGGACGGCUGGAGGUGUGGCAAUUGUCGCAAGUGGAGAUAGUUGAUCUUUCCUUUAAUACAUCUGGUCGAAUAUGUAUUAUUUGGAGCGGAGAUGGAUGGCAACUGCAGAUAAUUAUGCACUAGAAUAUGAGCACCGGAGGCAUAUCAUGCAUUAUGUCCAAGCUGAGAUGAGAAACACAGGUGGCAUGGUUUUGCCUGUUUUUCUGUUGCAGUUUUUACUUCAGACUGGCCUGAAUUUCAUUUUGGUGGUCGAAGCAUCUAGUGGUAGCUGCAUAAUGAGUUCAAUGGUAGCAGUUGGAUAAAGUUGUCUGUCACCGCCCCGUGGUUGGUUGAUUGAUGUUACAAGACCAGAAUUCACUUGAUUCCAUUUAGUUCUGGGAGAUAUAGGGAUUAUUCUUAGACCAUGAUUCUUCUUGUUUCUGAUGUUGGUAGAUAAGCUGGGUUUUUUUGGUGCUUAUCUGAUUAUGAAAACAUGGGGCAGGAGUAACUGUGAGAUGGUACAGACAGCAACACAUUGCCCCGUGCUCGGCAGUGUGUACUAUUGUUAUGAUUCUCUCAUCAAUCACCAAAUUGAAUUGUAUACUAUCUUCAAGAAUCUCUCAUUAUCAUGUCAUAUACUAUUAUUAGCAUCCUUUUUACAAUUAAAAUUUAAGGUUUAAGAUUUGUAA